Paramisgurnus dabryanus is the source of this 2096-nucleotide messenger RNA. It is a transcript of the gene ccdc28b, whose product is annotated as coiled-coil domain containing 28B. The record is from RefSeq and is a predicted model, not a curated record. NCBI's taxonomy places the organism in Eukaryota, Metazoa, Chordata, Actinopteri, Cypriniformes, Cobitidae.
UUUUGUUCACUAUUAUGAUGAUAGCGCAUCGUGCCAUUUGGGUAUCACUGUGCAAAUCUUACCAGUUCUAUAUAAGAUCUCUUCGAUAAUUGCAACGGUCUUAAAUUUUAUCUCACUCUUACAUGAAAGUGAAAAUGAAUGCAAUUCAAAAGUGUGUCGCGUGGAAAAAACAAAACUACGAAACAUGUUCCUGUUUAUUGUCUUAAAAUAAUGUGCAUUUUAUACAUUGGUGGACUAAUUAUUGAGUGAAAGGAACAUCAGAUUUGACCCAGAUGAUUCCGUGCGCUGAACCAAACAGUAACGUAUGUACGAGGAAAUGCCACUGCCCUCAUGGAGGACAAAAGGAAGAAGAGGAGCCCCAAAGUGUCCCUUCCCCACCCCCCACCUCCACCCAUCAACCCAAGGAAGCUUUCUGUUCUCCCGGCGAGUAAGAGCGCCACAUUCUCGCUGGGUCUGCCACAGCCCCCUUCCCCCAAACCCAGGGGCAAAUACAAGAGAUCGGUGGGAGCAAUGGGGCCAUCUAUAGAAGUCCUCGCUGUUCCUCCGGUUCCCCCCAAAAACACAAGGCCUCACAGAGAAAAGCCCAGAGCUCCUCAGCCUGCUGGGCCGAGUCGUGUGUCCCAGUCCUCCUCACCACUCCAGCAUUCAUUCCUCACUGACGUCUCUGAUGUGAGAGAGAUGGAGGGAGGACUCCUUAACUUGCUUAAUGACUUUCACUCCGGAAAACUGCAAGCUUUUGGUAAGGUGUGCUCCUUUGAGCAGUUAGAGCAUGUAAGAGAGAUGCAAGAACGCCUGGCACGACUUCACUUCAGUCUGGAUAGUCACGUGGAAGAGUUGUCCGAGGACCAGAGAAAGACAGCUUCGGACCGCAAUCUAGAACACCUGCUUUCAAAUCUGGAAGAAUUGAGCAGCUCAAUACAGAAACUUCACCUGGCAGAAAAUCAAGACUUGCCCAAGACCUCCAGCACCUGAAGUAGGAAAACGAACCCAGCUGACCUUCAAGCUCACUGUGCAGACCAAAGCUCAAGUUGCCAUGACAACAACUCCACUGCAAAAGCUACAAUAAUGAUCCAAUGCUAAAUGCUAUAUUGCUGUAAGUGAGGAUAAUAGUAUCAAAGCACAUUCUCAAUCUGAAUGCUCCAAUGUUAGCAUUUACUAUAAAAAGGCAUCUGUAAAUUAACUUAUCCUGAAGACCAUGACAGCUAAAAGAAAGGUUAUUUUCUAUUGGUUGUAGUGCUCUAAGCAUGUGUAUGUUUGCUUUGACCGAUAAUAAUUAUGAUUCAAUACUGAUAAUGUUCAUUUAAUACUGAUAAUGGUUUGCUCAGUUUAACCAAAAGGUUAGAUUUUUUUAUGUGAAUACAAAUGUAAAUUUGUUGCAGAAUAUUCUGCACCCUUCAAGAUAAUAAAAAUCCAAGGACUGGGGCUGUCAAAAAAGAGAGUAGUAGACUACUUAUAUAUUAUGUUGAUUUUGCAUCCUCUUAGAAGCCUGAAAGCUCCAUGAUAUUAUUCAAAACUUUGUGUUCAAUGCAAGCCAUAUGGGUCUGGAAUAAUAUGAGAGUAAAUGAUGGCAGAAUUUUCUUUUUUAUGUACUGUUGCUUUAACAUGUGUUUGAAAAUCUUGAUCUUUAGUGACAGAAGUAGGAACAAUCACUUAUCUGUAAAUCACCUAAUACAAAAUUGGGCUUUAUUUUGUAGUUUUGUUUAUGUUUUUUUGGAUGAUUCUGUAAAUGGCUGUGGAGUAGCUAUUAUACACUCAGGACUGUUUAAAACUGUCAAUUUUAGUGCCUCUUCUUAGUGUCUAGAUUGCAUUGAUUAUUUUAAAGUAAACUCUCCAUGAUGGAACUGGAUGUUUUUGUAGAUGUUUGUACACAAAAUAGACAUGCAUUUAUUUAAAGUAAUAUGUUAUAUACUGUAUAUUGUCUGUAAACCAGUUGUUUUUAUCACUAUUUAAUUUGUAUAAAAAAAAACACACUGAUAGAAGUUGUUCGUUAUUCUUGAUGAUGCAGAAAGAAAUUUUCAGUAUGUGUUUGCUGACUUUGUAUUAUUAUAAUUAAUGUAUGAUGAAAGCAUGUCAGGCAUUUACCUUUUCAGGUUAAA